AUGCGUGCGGCCGCGGAUGGUGCUUAUCACGCCUCAGCAGCGGGUGAUUCGUCGCCUGUUGUUGUGAAUCGUCCACGUGGUGAGUCACCACGUGCGACAGGUACAUCCGUUGCGUCUGCAGCGGGUACCGCGAGUCGUAAUCAAGACGAGUCUGAGAUAGGGCUCAUCUAUUCAGGCAAGUCGGAUGAUGCAUCCAACUCGAAGACGACUCCUCACGCCUCCAGAUCACCCGGGGCAGACACUGCAAGAGCAAGGUUGACUUGCUCUGGUCAACGUGGCCGCAUCAUGCUAGAGAUUUUCGAAUCGAGCGAUUAUUCCGACGAAUCCCCGCCUCACGCAAGUCCAUCCAAUGAUAGGACGCGUGGGGAUCCUUGUGAUGCACCUAUACAUCACCACGAGCGAAGUAAUUCGAGGGAUCGGGGUAACACUGGUGCCAGUGCUCAUGCUGGCACCAAUCAAGAGGCCAGAGACCGAAGUGUCCUGCGCUACGCUCCUCAACUGGAGUCUCCGUGGAUGCCGCCCUCCAGAUAG
Molecule: messenger RNA, 531 nt
Organism: Peronospora matthiolae
Lineage: Eukaryota; Oomycota; Peronosporomycetes; Peronosporales; Peronosporaceae
Source: the annotation of a GenBank genome assembly